GUGUCAGAAAGUUGUGGGCAACUCAGGCAAAGCUGAUUGGAUCUGUGCAGCAGGCGUUGUGUUUUUCUCACAGGAUAACCCCCCACCCCCGUGCAAAUCUUCAGAGAAGGUGGAACAAAAACCAAAACCAAACCAAACAAAGCCUUUUGAAGCUCAGUUUCUUUGCCUAGACCCUGGAAGGGGAUUCAGGUUUGGAGGACAGUCCAUAACAUUGUUCUACUGCGAAACCCAGUUGUGCAGUACUUGACAAAGUAGAAGGCUGAAAAGAUGGCUGGGAAACCCAAGUUGCACUAUGUUCGAGGGAGAGGGAAGAUGGAAUCUAUACGCUGGCUCCUUGCAGCAGCUGGAGUGGAGUUUGAAGAACAAUUUAUUGAAACAAAUGAAGACUUGGAAAAAUUACGGAAGAAUGGACAGCUCCUGUUUCAGCAAGUGCCCAUGGUGGAAAUAGAUGGGAUGAAGAUGGUGCAGACGCGAGCUAUUCUCAGCUACAUCGCAGCAAAGCACAACCUCUACGGGAAGGACCUGAAGGAGAGAGCACUGAUUGACAUGUACGUGGAAGGAACAACUGAUCUGAUGGGGAUGAUAAUGACGCUCCCUUUCCAGCCCCCUGAGAACAAAGAAAAGCAGACCAGCCUAAUUUUUGAGAGGGCCACAACCAGAUACUUCCCAGUUUAUGAAAAGGUUUUAAAAGAUCAUGGACAAGAUUUCCUUGUUGGUGGGAAGUUCAGCUGGGCAGAUGUUCAUCUGCUUGAAGCUAUUCUGAUGGUCGAAGAGAUGAAGCCUGAUGUUCUUUCUGCGUUUCCUCUGCUGCAAGCCUUCAAGACAAGAGUAAGCAACAUCCCUACAAUUAAGAAAUUCUUGCAGCCUGGCAGCCAGAGGAAGCCCCCAUUUGAUGAAAAUUAUAUUGUACAGAUCAGGAAGAUUUUCAACUUCUGAGCACUUGAGCUACGACAAUCACUGCAAACAUUGGCCUUAUUUUUCUUGAUUUAUACUGCUUCUCCACAUACACCUUCGCUAACUUUUUGUCAGCCACCUUGAUAUUUUAUUACAAAUUCUGUGAAAAGUUACUCCCACAUCUAACUCAACUUUUAAAUCCAUUCUGGUAAGGGGCCAUGCUUUCAGAAACCUGGCAUAAUCAUGGGUAAUAAUAAUGUCCAAACCAGUUUGGGAUAAGAAAAUGAUGGGGUUAUAUAGACCCUUCAUGCCGCUCAAUCCAGACUAAAAGUAUGUUCUUUCAGUAUUAGCUCAGAGAUAUAACUUGCUGGUGGCAAAAGUAGUUCAAUUACAUUAAUCAGGAUUUAUGCUAAACAUGUGGGGAGUCUAUGAUUUUGAUGCUUGAGAACCCAGGUAGAUCCAAACAAGGUCUUAAAAUUGAAUUACAACAUUUUGCAUGAAUUUCAGGGCUGUGUGCUAAUUUUGAGAAAUCAGUUGUUGUGUACUAUAAUAUCAACCCCAACAUCCAGUUAGAUUUAUGCAAAUUACUCAGAAGCCUUUUGAUUUUUAUGCAUUCAUAUACUGAAAAAAUUGAAUAAAAUGUUUAAAUUACAUUUUUGUCCAUUGUUGGAAAACAUUGCCAGGGUCAACAAACAACUGGUUAUGUGCCACUUAGAAUGUCUUCAGAUGAGCAGCAGCAGGAGAAAUGUAGAAAUCAUGUCAAAGGCAGUCAUAUGUACUGUUAGUGAUUAUUACUAUGUUACUAAAUUAUCCUUUGUCUUCCUUGCCCUACGACACAAAUCUAUUCAGGCACUGAAUUUGUUACUAUGUAGUAACUCAAUCAUUAACAAGGAUAAUUGCCUUAACAAUUAAAAUGCAUUUCUUUCUUUUC
Molecule: messenger RNA, 1825 nt
Organism: Podarcis raffonei (Aeolian wall lizard)
Lineage: Eukaryota; Metazoa; Chordata; Lepidosauria; Squamata; Lacertidae
Product: glutathione S-transferase-like
Exons: 7
Coding region: 268-936 (222 amino acids)
Biological process (GO): glutathione metabolic process; xenobiotic metabolic process
Molecular function (GO): glutathione transferase activity
Source: RefSeq, a predicted model, not a curated record